Neoarius graeffei (lesser salmon catfish) is the source of this 5497-nucleotide messenger RNA. RefSeq names its product proline and serine rich 1 (gene proser1). The record is from RefSeq and is a predicted model, not a curated record. NCBI's taxonomy places the organism in Eukaryota, Metazoa, Chordata, Actinopteri, Siluriformes, Ariidae. The coding region runs from base 510 to 2864 and encodes 784 amino acids. The transcript is spliced from 12 exons.
ACCUCCUGCGAGCAAGAGGCUAAUCAGCUAGCAUAGCUAACAACAGAUACGAAACAAACGCGAAGAGCACGCGUCUCUGAUUCUGAUGUUUUGUGCAGUAGUGCAAAUGCAUCCGACGAUAUUCCUGUAAUUAUAUGCAUAUAAGUGUAGAACAAAAUACCAUCACAGUUAUAUUUUUGUAUGAACUGCAGUCAUGUUAUUAAGCUAGCUAGUCAACUAACAAAAUCAAUAACUAACUAGCUGACAAGUAGCCAGCUAGUAAAAUAAACGGUUGUUCUGUCAAAAUGAACUUGAUCUCAUUAGAUUAAUAUUUUGGUUAUUGUGCAUGUAAUGUUUUAAUGAAAUACUAUUGUAGUAAUCUAUCGGUUUUGAUUAUUUUUUUCCAUUGAUUGCUGCUAAAAUGCAAUAGCAAAACUUUAUAUAUAUUUUUUCAUUCACUGAAUAUUAAAUCAACAACCUCGAAGCUAACUUAAACCCGACCACCUUGUGACUGAGUAACGAGUUAUAAGAUGGAUAAGAAAUCAUUUGACAUCGUUUUGGACGAAAUAAGAAAGUGUGUUUUGACAGAUCAGCGGAUUAAAGCAAUCGAGCAGGUGCAUGGAUAUUUCUCCAGUGAACAGGUGAUCGACAUUCUGAAAUACUUCUCCUGGGCUGAGCCUCAAGUGAAGGCAGUGAAAGCAUUUCAGCAUAAAAUGGUGGCCAUUCCGACAACCAAGGUUGCAAACAUCUUGAACACUUUCACGUUCUCGAAGGACAAGCUAUUGGUGCUGGAGCUUAUAGCUCUGAAUAUAUCUGACGCCCAUAAUUACUUACCAGUGGAGGAGCAGUUCCGCACUCACCUGGCAGAGAGGAAACGUGCACGACGUAUACUUGAGCAGGUGUGUAAGGUGGGAUGUAAAGCCCCAGUAGCAAUGGUUUCCUCCUGUGGGAUGAUCCCUGGGAACCCUUAUCCUAAAGGCAAACCCAGCCAGAUCACUGGAACCUUCCCUGGAUUUCCUCCUAGAAAGGAAGGCGAGGAGGUGAGUACAGAGGGGAAAGGGAUUGCCAACCGCAUCAUUGGACCCAGCAAACCGUCUCCUUCGACCUACAAUCCACAUAGGCCUAUACCUUACCCGAUUCCUCCUUGCAGGCCGCAUGCCACCAUCGCACCAAGUGCAUACAACAACGCAGGCCUGAUAUCAGUGGGAGGGGUCAUUACAGCAAAUGUGCCCCCUCCACCCUACACUGCCACUCCAAAGUCAGCAGCUUAUGCUCGACCUGCCAGUCUACAGAAUCCUGCCUCCAUUGUCUCAACUGUCUCACCUACCAUUUCAGCUCCUUCUACCCCUGUCAGCUCCCAGCCUCAACCCUCCACUCCAGUUACCCCUGUUUUCCCUGGUGUGGUCUCUUCUCAGAGUCCUGUUACCCCAUCUCCUGGCCCUGCCCCAACUUCCUCAGUUAUCAAAAGCCCUCCUUUGUCUGCUGGCUCUCCUCAGGUUACACCAAACCCCAGUGGUCAUAGCACCCCUACUCCCACUGGCUUACCGCCUUCUGGCAGGAACACUCCCUCAGUUAUCAGAUCCCACACCCCUUCCGGCACACCUGGCAUACCUCCUCCACCUUAUGGGACGUCCCGCUCGGGAACACCAUCAGGCAUUCCCAUUCCAAAGGGGGCAGCAGAUCCUUCUCAGAGUUUAGCACUUUCCUCCUCCAAGGGCUUUCUGCCUUCUGCUGAGCCCCAAUCAACUCUUACUAAUCCAAAAUGCUCUAACAAUUCGGUCAUUCGCACUUACACACCUGCAGGAGUGCCACCUGGACGUUCCACUCCAAUGCAGGUAAUGGGUACCUUAUCCUCAGUUACCCCAGUGGCCCCCUGUACAUCCAGUCCCAAACCAUCCUCUGGCACAUCUCAGGCUGGCACAGCUAACCCUGCCUUGUAUAGCGACCAACCCUCAAUCUCAGUAGUCCAGCACAGUGGAGGCAGUGGCAGUAACAGUCCAGUCCCCUCUGCCUUCAAAGGGCCAUCAUCCAGGUCAGGCACACCCUCACUCAGCUCACUAGUGAUACCCAACUCUGCAGCCCUGGCUCGCUCGCUGGGCCUGAGUCACAGCGCUGCCUCUCCUCUGGGCACUCUAGGUUCCCAGCCUGGAGGAAGUCCUUCCACACCAUUCCAAGGCAUCUCUCCCUUUCCUACACUGUCCACAGCAUCACCUCUAACUGUAGCUCAAUCUUCCAUGCACUCUUCAGUUUCUUCUGCUCCAACAGCAACUUCCAUUGCAUACUGUGACCCCACUGGGGUUUCCUCUCCUUCACCCUUUGGCCUUGGACUCACCACAACCCCCUCCAUGGUCCCAGGCUUGGCCCCAGGGCAGAGUCCUGCCUUCGCUGGGUUUGGAGGUUCAGGUCCUCCAGCAGCAGGCAGUCCUGUGCUUUCCUCCUUUAUGGGGCUCCCAGUUGCUUCUUCCUCAGUAGCCACAGUGGCGCCUCUCCAAGCAGCUGCAGUGGCAGCAGGUGUCCCCUCCACCUCACCUGUCCUUCCUGGCUUCGCCUCUGCAUUUAGCUCCAACUUCAACCCCACAUUGGUGGGCCAACCAGGUAGUGGCCUUCAGGCCCCAGGAGGUGCUGCCUUCCCUGGGCUACUGUCAUUUCCUGCAGGAGUUCCUGGUUUUUCCUCCAGCGCUGCUCCUGCAGCUCUCUCGGGCCUCCACAACCCUGCUGUACAGUCAGCUUUGCUGCAGGCUCAUUCUGCAUCAGCGUUGGAAAACUUUCCCCCUCAACCUAAUGGCUUCAGCAGCUACCAAGCAGGCACGCCAUUCCCCCCUCCAGCUGCAGGAACCCCCUUUCCCCUUCAGCCCGGUCUGCACCCACAGCUCGGCUGGCAAUAAUCAGUCAUAGGAUACACUGUGAUAUUAAACAUCCACAGUAAUAUCAUGGAUACUUCAAAAUACCCUUGUGCUGCCCCUUUUGGAGAAAGCUGUCUUGCAUUGUAUGUUUAAAAGCAGAAUUGCAUGCAAUAACAAAUGUAACAGUUCAACUUUUAAGAUUAUUACGCUAGUAUUUAAAAACACAUUUUUCUCAUUAACACUCUAACAGCAGGUGAAAAAUGCUAACCAGCCCCAAGAACAUGGAUACCAGCAGGGUUCCCUCUGGGUUCUGAAAAAUAUUCUCCACUUUUUUUCUUGAAAAAUGAAGUCGAAGAAGUAUUCUUCACUUUUUCUGUUUUUUUUUUCUUUGUUACCGACAUGUCAAAGUGGACUUAAUACAGGUUUAUACCAACCAAACUGGCACAAUUCAAAUAUUUCUACAGAUGCAGCUGGGCCUCUCCAUUCCAUAAAAAAAUUUACGCUUCACUCCAGCCUCUAAUAAGAGAGGCUUGAUUUUGGGCUCACUGUGCACCAUUUAAGCUAAAAUAAACCUCUUUAGUUUGAGCUUACUUAAGGUUAUUUUAGCAUGGAAUUAUUCAAAAGUGGUAUUAGGACUCCGUUUAGCCUUUACUUCAACACAAAACUUGAUUUACAAUUAAACAGAAUCAAGCAGAGUCUUGGACCAACCAGCAGUGAAGGAAUCUGAAUUUCCCAUUGAUUUAUAAACCAAACACAGAAUGAGACCAUGUUUUACAUCAUAUGUUCGCCACGGGAACUCAACAUGCCACGCCCCUGAAACAUAGAGCCCUUCAGUCGCUUGCUGACUGACAGCACUUUCACUUUGCCUUUUUUUUUUUUUUAACCGACCCCUGUGCUCAGGGAUGGUAGGGGCUCUGAGUGUGUCUCCUCCAUGGCUGUUUCAGCCCUUAAAUCAUCUUCAGUGCUUGAAGAAGCCCACCCAAACAACUUUGUCAGUUUAGACUCCGCCAUUGUUUGGUACACGCAGAGAUAAUGACACCAACACACCAGGCUGAUUAAGAUGUACUGCAAUUGGUCAAAAGCUUGGUGCUCAUUUGGUCAUUAUGUGUAGUUGAUUUUUAUUGGUCAUAAGCAUGUGCUCUUUGUUUACACUCUGGCUUCCUGCCGUCUCCUCACUGGGGUUGGAUUUCAGCAAACGGAUUUGUGGAGCGAUUUGUAGGAAAGGCUACUCAUGAUAAUGAUAAAGAUGACAAAUACAUUCGUCAGCAUGAUGACUGCUAGUAAUUUUUUCUUUGUCACUGAAGGAUUAUGUUUGUCACUGACGAGCGUGACGAGCACCGGUGGGAACCCUGUGCCAGAAAGUUUGUGGUUACCUGCAAAGGAAAACCUUGCCCUGAAACACACACAAAAUGUAAUGUCCUUGAGUGCAAUGCAGCUAUAAGACAGCUGUGCUGAAUUAUGAAAGAUGCAAGGCUCGGCUAGUAUGUGACCCACAAGCAUGAUGGUGUUGAUAGCGGUAUUAACAUGAACGUUGAAGCUAUUGCAGCCGAUUGUUCAAGCAGAGUGUAGAGUUAAGGAGGUGAGAACUGGAUAGAUUAAUAGACUGAAAGGUCUUUAGGUAGAAAUGAAGCAAGCACUAAUUCCCACGGUCAGUGGCAUGGCAGGGAAUCUAGGAAACCGUUAGCCAAAAUAAAAAUCAACCCAACAUGUUAAAAGUAUUAACUCAGAAUUUCAUUAAAAAUAAAUCUUGGUCGCCAUUGAAGAUGGCAUGUUAAUUGUAAAGAUUAGCAUACAAGUCAUUCAAGGUACAUUUUUCCUUUAAUAGAAAUGCAAUGUUUUGAACAGGGAUAAAAAUGUUAGACAGUUUUCAUAAUAUGAAAACUACAUAAUGUUCAGCUCUGAGAAUAGGAAGCGCUUGGAGUGAGUACCUCAUUGGGCUGAGUGGGUGUGUGGAAGGGUGCAUGAAAUACAGUGUGACAUUAAGAGCAUUCACAAUUAAUGAGGUCUGUGAGUGUAGAGAGCGGUUAUAAAGUGUUUCGAGUUACCUGAGAUUGAAAAUGCUUUUGUUCUACAGCUUUCUGAGAUAUGUGCAUUUCUGCUGAAAGUUAAACUAAGCAAUGAUGAUGGUUUGAACAGAAAUGUUGGAAUGUACCGUAUAGAAUUAAUCCUACACUAUCGUGUGGUGUUAAUUUUGUUGUUUUUUUAAUGUAUCUAUUCUAUUUAGAAGUAGGAUUUUUCCUUCAUUUAACAUGAUGUUUUUGAACCACCAGACCACGAGAAAAUUGUUGGAUGCAUAGCAUAGAUAAACUGUGAAGAGGACUAUCAGGAUAGUUUCCUCACAUUUUCCUAAAAAUCUGUGCUAGUUGGAAGUUCAUCCAAUGAGUUCUUCUAUUGGUAAUAUACUGUAUGUGUAAAUACCAUUGAGAAACGAAAGCAGCUGUUAAAUGUGUGUAUGUGUUGGGCUAUGAUUUUUUAAAAAACUUUAUUUUAAACUUUUUUUUUUAACUUACUGGUGUCUGUAUAGAAGGAAUUGAGUAAAUAACAUUCCCUGGACUAGUCAUGGAUUUACACAUGUUUGUAGAUGAAGUUGAUGACUAUCAAAUACUGUACUAGACAGAACAGUAGGAGUAGCCUGCUUUAUUUCAUAUGAAAUAAUAAAUACAGUUUUUUCUACA